Messenger RNA from Fusarium redolens, 1710 nucleotides. RefSeq names its product cytochrome P450. Gene Ontology annotation, molecular function: monooxygenase activity; heme binding; iron ion binding. NCBI's taxonomy places the organism in Eukaryota, Fungi, Ascomycota, Sordariomycetes, Hypocreales, Nectriaceae. The transcript has 2 exons. Bases 1 to 1710 code for a protein of 569 amino acids. The record is from RefSeq and is a predicted model, not a curated record.
AUGGACAGUCUCGAGGCUCUUCGGGACCGCCUCAAUGAGACCAUCAUCCCACACGCCCAACGAUAUCCCCUACAAGCUAUCCUCUUCACAACCAUAAUCCUCUUCAUCACAACAAGACUCUUUACAGGCAGUUCAUCUUCUUCUCGAAAAGAUAGAUCAAAAACACCUCCUCUUGCACCCUUCUGGGUGCCUUUGUUCGGUCAUGCUCCGCGUAUUUUCCUUAGUCCUUCCGCAGCUUUGACGCGCUUCAGAAAUCGAUACGUCCAGGGUGUCUUUUCAAUCCGGUUAUUCCAGAGUAUUCACUCUUUUGUUUUUCGACCCUCGCUAGCUUCUCGUCUUCUUGAGCAACCGCAAUCUAUUGCUGAUAAGGAGUAUGUUGCGAGACGGAUUAUGAUGACCAAUUUUGGCCUCUCGAAGAAGGAUCUUGCUGCUUAUGAUGAAGCUGCUCCUGAGGUCUAUCAAGUUACCAAGGAGUAUCUGAGCGGUUCCCAUCUCGAUGCCCUCGCCAAGUCUACCCUUCGGGAUCUUGACGAUAAUGCUGCUGAUGCAAUCUCCUUCAACAGCUAUCCCACUGAUCAGAUGGACUGGGAACGUCUCGCCAAUGCAGAACUUUUGGAGGAUACAGGAGACGAGAAGAUCAUGGCUGUGGAUUUCUUCGAACUAAUGAAGACUUUCAUCGCGAGAACUGCCACUAUCUCGGUCUUUGGCACGGACUUCGUCGAGAUCUAUCCCGAUAUCUGGCCUCAUCUGUGGAUCUUCAAUGAUGCUUUCCACUCACUCGCAAUGGGUGUUCCCGUCUGGGCGCCUUUCCCAAGUUCUCAACGCGCCAGAAUCGCUCUUGGAAGGCUACUCACAUUCAUGCGGGAGUAUCACACCGAGUUAGACAAGUUUCUUAGUGAUGAAGAACCGGCAACGAAAUGGCAGGACUUUCACACUAUAAGUCCUCUUGUACGUGCCAGGACGGAAGUCUACCGAAAGCAUGGUCUAUCUAUUGAUGUUCGCGCUGCGUUUGAUGUUGCUCUUCUUUGGGCGACUACUGUCAACUCUACAUCGCUCAUCUCGUGGUCUCUGUUCGAAUUAUACCAAGACCCUGUUCUUCUAUCUCAAAUCCGCGAACAAAUCAUACCAUACGUUAAGAUCGUCCAACCUAAGAACGAUUUCGGAGGCGCUGUCUGGAUUCCUCCUCAGGUUGAGAAACUCGACUUGGAGGGUCUUCUUACUAAAUGUCCCUUGCUUCAGGGAGUGUACCUCGAGACAUUGCGAUUAUACGGUGGAGGGUGGUCGGCGAGGUAUCUGAAGGAGGAUGUAAUACUCAAAGACAAGGAAGACAGUUUUGUUCUGAAGAAGGGAACCUUCGCACAUAUUGUGAAUGACCUUCAUCAUUCUGAUCCCAGAAGCUUCACAGAUGCCAAGGUCUGGCAAGUUGGACGAUAUCUUGAAGAUACAGUGGAUAAGAAGGGUGUCAAGACACAGAAGGUUGACCCAUAUACAGUCCGAGCAUCAGAUGGAACAUUGACGAUGUGCGAUGAUUCGGAGUUCACGUUGAGAAAAGUACUCAUGUACAUCUCAGUAUUUAUCACCCUUUACGAGCUCGAACCCGCGGGAAGUGAAAGAUGGCCGUCGCCUUCGAUAGUCAAGGGAGUUGCUUCGGCACAGCCAUGGAGGUCUGUUAGAUUAUGGGUGAGGCGAAGAUCGCCGCAACCUCAAUGA